Nylanderia fulva is the source of this 1537-nucleotide messenger RNA. RefSeq lists its product as uncharacterized. The record is from RefSeq and is a predicted model, not a curated record. NCBI's taxonomy places the organism in Eukaryota, Metazoa, Arthropoda, Insecta, Hymenoptera, Formicidae.
AUUGCGAGAGUAGCAUAUAUAUUCUCUAUCUCUCUCUCUUUUGUUUUGACGAGUCAUGUCGGGAUGCAAAGGGCAUUCCGAGUGAAAGUCACGACGACUCGUAAAUCUAUGGCAGCGGAGAAGGCAAACGCAUUCCGUGAUGACUCGACGAGGCAGGCGAUUGGAAUUCGAGGAAAGUACGGAAAACGUUUUUCACGGAAGGGGGAGACCAAACGGGUCCCUUAGCGACAAACACGAACUCUGCUUUGAAAAGCCCCAAAUAAUGAUGAAGAUCUAAUCUAAAGAGAGGAAUGCGUCUUCGAAGGGAUCAUCGCAGUAAGUCAGUCGGUCAGUCGCUUGUGUAAGCGAAACAUCGCGGGAAACAUGUUUGUGCGGUGCAGAGAGAUUGUGCGAUUGCUACUCCUCGGCUGUAUCGUCGUGCAAUUGACCUGGUUAACCGGAGGAUCGACGCCAGAUGACAAGAAGACAACCGACGAUCUUCGAAGGAGAAUUAUUUCGUGGUCGGAUCCAGCAGCAGAACCGCAUUCCAGAAUUAUCUUGCCAUCGAACUUGGAUCCUCGACUCUACCCAAUAUUUAAGAUUCACAUGUAUCACAAGUACAAGAUAAAUCCAGUGGAAAUUGAAUCUAUAAUGGAAGACAACGGCGGGGAGAAACUGAAAGACCGGCAAGCGAGAACUCACGUCCCCGCGAAGGAGAUCAGCGACCACCGAGAGCGGAAUUACGUCAGGAUCGCGCAAGGUGAAAUCUCCCGUACGACCGACGAAAGGAAUUCGUCGGCCGAGGAGGAGACGAAGGUCGACCUGAGUUUCCUCGACAACCUUGGCGGUCUGGCUCCCUAUUUGCCGGAUGUCGAGGAUAGCAAGGCUCCUGACACGCUUCCGAACAAGGAAGCAUCUUCUGACAACUGGUACCAAGGCAUCUUUAACUGGUUCCUAUCAAAAUUAGGUAUUACUAGCAAAGCGACCAACGUCAAUGGGAUGGCAAUGGUGCGCGAAGGAUUCUACUAUAUUAACAAGACUCUGGAGAAACCAGACGAGACGAAGACGUAUCUCUUGCCGAAAGUCAGAGGUCGAUAUGUCGAAGCAUCAUGGACCAGCGUUGAUCCUCGAAAGAGAGUUCGACUAAUCGCCGAAUUGGAUCGUGGCAACCUAACAUUCAUUUCCGAGAUACCCAUCCUACAUCCUACUAAUUCCAAGGUUACGACUUCUCCGUCGAUCGCCCCGUCGUCUCACGGUAAUUAUAAACAGCCUGUUGUAGAAAAUUAUAUCGUGCAAAAGUUGCACGAAAUUAUUAACUCUGCCGCUCCGCCAAUUCGAGGUGCCGUUAACUUUAAUAGAAAUGCGACCGCGACAAUUGAAAGUAGAAAGUCAAAACGAAAUACGUACAAAGGAACAGUAAGAAUUCAUUCCGAAUAUUCGAAGGUAGUGCAUCGAUCGAACGAUUCCACCAAUGCGUCCGCUGCAAGUUAAUUGGCAUCUCAAUAAUAAGUAUAGAACUAUAAUUCUAGUAUAGAAGUAUUAAUAAGAAGUAUUAUAU